AUGCCAUCCACACCAGGACAGUUCCGUGUCGAGCCUGCUCGAGAGGAGGACAUGCCGCGAUGUAUGCAACUCAUCCUCAAUGCCUUUGGACCGUUUCCAAAUUUCGACAUUAUUGGAGGGGGGCCUGAUUCGGAGGAGACGCGGAGGCUGAACGCGGAGCGACACUUGCGCGGUUACAAGGAGCAUCUUGAGAAAUAUCCUUCUGUAUCGCCGGGCGUUAAAUGCGUGUAUACAGAUCCUGCCACCGGAGAGGACAAGAUUGUCGGGUUCGCAGAGUGGUUCGUCUGGGACCGCGAGAGGACCGAGGAGGAGUACACGGUGGAGAAUUACAUUUUGCGGAUGGAGUGGGUGGAGGAUCUGGAGAAGAGGAAGCUUGUGCUGGAUACGAUGGAGCCGGAGUUUGCGCUGAGGAGAAGGAUCAUGAAGGGGAGGCCGUUUGCGCUGCUGUGCUACAUGUGUGUUGAUCCUGAGUAUAGGAGGAGGGGGGCGGCGACGGCGUGUGUGCGGUAUGGGAUGGAGAGGUGUGAGGAGUUGGGGAUACCGGCGUAUUUGGAGGCGAGCGAGGAGGGGAUGAAGACGUAUAAGACGUUGGGGUGGGAGGUUUAUGAGGAUUAUGGGGAGAGGAUGAUGUUUCCGCCGAUGAUUUGGUGGCCGCCGAAUGUGACGAGGGAGUGA
Messenger RNA from Trichoderma aggressivum f. europaeum, 675 nucleotides. RefSeq lists its product as uncharacterized. The coding region runs from base 1 to 675 and encodes 224 amino acids. The record is from RefSeq and is a predicted model, not a curated record. Gene Ontology annotation, molecular function: acyltransferase activity, transferring groups other than amino-acyl groups. The transcript has a single exon. Lineage: Eukaryota; Fungi; Ascomycota; Sordariomycetes; Hypocreales; Hypocreaceae.